AUGAGUUCUCUCCCGCAAACAAUCGCUUUCUUCGGGGCCAGCGGCGGAGUCGGCUUAUCCGCCCUCAAACAUAGCUUGGCAUCAGGCAUACAAUGCACUGCCCUAUGCAGAACUCCUUCAAAGCUUGAAGCUCUUCUCACACAAGAGUCUGCUCCGAAUUUAAAGAUCAUUCAAGGUGAUGCACAUGACAUCAACGCAGUCACCCAAUGUAUCCGCAACCUGGAUGGCAAUCUUGUCGACAUGAUCAUCACCACCAUCGGCAGUCGACCAGUCAUGCCAACGAUGAAAAUUGAGGAUCCAAAUUGUUGCCGCAAUGGCGCUGCAGCUUUGACAGAGGCAAUCUCUCAGCUGAGAAGCAAAGGGGCCACCGGUCACCCCCACAUCGUGCUCUUCAGUACUACUGGGAUUUCGCGAUACGGGCGCGACUAUCCUCUGAUCUUGUAUCCCAUCUACAAAUGGUUACUAAAAGAGGCACACGAAGACAAGAAGAUCACCGAGGAUCGAUUCAUUGGGAGCGGAGAGACCUUCACGAUAAUUCAUGGAAGUCUUCUCACCAAUGGUGAAACGCAGAAGGAAAUUCAGGUUGGCAUCGAGGAUCCUCAGACUGGUCGGGAGUCUGCGGCAAUUGGAUACUUUAUCUCGCGUGAGGACUCUGGAAAAUGGAUUGCAAACAACCUCAUCAAGCAUAACGCAGACAAGUAUAUCAACAAGAUCGUCAUGAUUACUACGUGA
Messenger RNA from Penicillium diatomitis, 732 nucleotides. RefSeq names its product NAD(P)-dependent oxidoreductase. The transcript has a single exon. The record is from RefSeq and is a predicted model, not a curated record. The coding region runs from base 1 to 732 and encodes 243 amino acids. Lineage: Eukaryota; Fungi; Ascomycota; Eurotiomycetes; Eurotiales; Aspergillaceae.